AUGGAGAAAAAGAGAGGCUGGAUUAUAGUUUGUUGGGCAUUGUUGUUUCUUUCAACAUGUGAUGCUAUAUGGCUCACCUUGCCCGGUCCAUCAGGUACCAAAUGUGUUUCCGAAGAUAUUCAGAAUAACGUCGUCGUUUUGGCUGAUUAUCUUGUUCUUCAGGUUGAUCAACCAUACCAUCCCACUAUUUCCGUCAAGGUGACGUCGCCGUAUGGAAAUAAUCUUCAUCAUAAGGAGAACGUCACAGGUGGUAAUUUUGCAUUUACAUCCCAAGAGAGUGGGAGCUACCUUGCAUGUUUUUCGGUUGCACACAACCCUGGAGGUGGAGAUGUCCAGAUGAACAUUGAUUGGAAAGUUGGAGUUGCAGCCAAAGAUUGGGAUUCAGUUGCUAAGAAAGACAAGAUUGAGGGAGUAGAGCUUGAGUUGAGAAAGCUAGAAGGAUCAGUGGAAGCUAUCCAUGAGAAUUUGAUCUAUCUUAAGGGCAGAGAAGCAGAGAUGAGGAAUGUGAGUGAGAUAACAAAUUCAAGAGUGGUAUGGUUUAGUCUUAUGUCCUUGGGCAUCUGCAUUGUAGUUUCAGUGUUGCAGUUGUGGCAUUUGAAAAGAUACUUCCUGAAGAAGAAGCUUAUUUAG
Molecule: messenger RNA, 630 nt
Organism: Lathyrus sativus (Indian pea)
Lineage: Eukaryota; Viridiplantae; Streptophyta; Magnoliopsida; Fabales; Fabaceae
Source: the annotation of a GenBank genome assembly